Messenger RNA from Prorocentrum cordatum, 345 nucleotides. Lineage: Eukaryota; Dinophyceae; Prorocentrales; Prorocentraceae. The record is from the annotation of a GenBank genome assembly.
AUGUCGCGGGCAGCCUUGUGGAUGGUGUGCGCAGCGCUCUGUGCUGCUGGGGCUGCCUCUGCAAGGAUUGCGGACUUCGACAUGGAUCAGGGCGACCUGCGUGCUAACGCCUCUGGAGACGCCUGGUCUGCAUCGGGCGCGAAGUACAAGUGCGGGACCAUCCAUACUCCUCUGGACGCUUGCUACCCCAGGGCGAAGAAGGGCGGUCUGAUGAGUUCUGCGAGUGCGGCAUGCUCGGUAACGUGCACGAAGGGAUUAUCGUGCAAUUGCCCGGUAAAGGGAGAGAGCUGCACCAGCAUGUUCUCGAAGAACCCGGGCCUGAUCUAUGUUGGAGGGAUGAUUUAG